Molecule: messenger RNA, 1964 nt
Organism: Diuraphis noxia (Russian wheat aphid)
Lineage: Eukaryota; Metazoa; Arthropoda; Insecta; Hemiptera; Aphididae
Biological process (GO): mRNA splicing, via spliceosome
Cellular component (GO): U2-type spliceosomal complex
Source: RefSeq, a predicted model, not a curated record
UUUAAAAUUGUUAUUGUGAAUUGUAUUCGAUCAUUAUAAUUGUCAAUGGAAUACUUUUACCUUAAUAAAUUGAAUAUUACUGAACAGAUUCAUAAUUUUGUCGUUUUCAUAGUUAAAAGUGAUUGUACAUUUUAUGUUCAAAAUAAGUGUGAUACACCUCAWGCUGUAUAAUAUCGUUAAACUUGACUUGUAAAUAGGUUUGUUGAAAUCAUCAAUCAUGGAUUGGAUGUACGAUGGUACACGAGUACAAAAAGACGACUAUCUAUUGGGAAAAAAAAUUGAUAGAAAAUAUGGWGAAAGCACAGAUAACGAUUCAAUUUUGCCACCAAAAAUAUGCUCAUCAGACAAAUUUUCUCAAGUAGACUUGACAAAAAAAAUUUCAGAAGAUCCAUUGGUUAAUAUAAAAAAGCGGGAAAUUGAAUGCACUCAAAAAAUUCUUCAAAAUCCAAUGCGCCUGAAAAAACAACAAAAUAUCCAAAAUGAAAAACAUAUUAUUGAUGAUCAUCAGUUAGAUAUGAUACUAGUUAGYCGUUUGAAAUCAUAUGAAAAAGCUGGAUUAGGUCUUGAAAAAAUUUUGUCAAUUACCAAACAUAAAGAUAAAAAAGAACAUAAAAAAAAAAACAAAACUGAUAGUUCUAGUUCUGAAGAUGAUGAAAAAUUGUCUAAUAAGAAAAAAAAACAUGUACAAAAGUCUGGAAAUUUUGAACGAGAAGACAAAAAGCAAAAUGAUAAAAAAUUUCUCAAAUAUGGAGAAGACAAGCAAAAAKACAACAAAAUUAAAAGGGAUAAACAGAGGUCAAUUUCAUCUUCGAAUGAUGAAGAUUCUAGUAAGAGAAAUAAAUUAGCAAAAGAAUAUAAACAUAAUAAAAGUGAUAACCAUAAAUAUAAAGAUCAUCGUAGAAAACAUAGAUCAACUAGUACUGAUGAUAGCGAUGACAAUCAGAAAAAUUUWAAAAAAAAAAGAAGUGAACGCAACAGAUCCAUCUCGGAAGAAAAAUAUGAUCAAAAUGAUAAAAUUUCAAAAAAUAAAUAUAGAAAUAAUCAUUAUGUCAAACAAGAUAAUAAMAAAAAAUACAGUGAUAAUAUAAAAAAAGAUGAACAAUAUAAACAACAAGAAUCUAAAAGUAGAGAGAAACAACAUGAUAAUAAAAGGAAACGAACAUCAAGUUCAGAUAGAGAACUGGAACGGAAAAAACCUAUAAAUGCUUCUGAACAUAGUAAAUAUAAUAUUAAAAGUAAUAACCAUCAUCACAGACCAAACAGUUCUGACAAAGACCAUGAGUCAAAGGUUACCAAAAAUUCAAAAAAUAGUGAUGGAUAUCGUAAACAUUUAAAUACCCAUAGAAAUAGAUCAUCAGAGAGUCCCCCAAAAAGGAACAAAUAUCAAAAAGUAAAUGAAAUUAAAAAAGAUAAAAAAAGGCAAAAGUCAAGUAGUUUGUCAAGUUCAGAUGAUGAAAAAAAGAAUAAURAUACAAUGAAGCAGACUUCCAAACAACGACAUAGUCCAAAGUUUCAAUCAGAUACUGAAAAAGAUGAACACAAAGGAAACAWGAACUAUGGAUUAAUAGUUCCUAAAGGUAACAUUGUAAAAAGGUCAUCUAUUAGUCCGGUGUUUAUAAAAGAUAAAAAAAAACCAAACAUUGUUCGACCCAAAACACCACCUGCCAAGAAAAAGAAAUUAACAGAAAAAGAAAUGGAGAAAAUGAGAAUAGAAAUGAUUGAAAAUGCUAAAAUUAGAGAUAAAGAACGUUCUUCUAAUGUAAAACGUUAUAGAAAAGAAGACAAAAAAGAGGAAGAAAAACAAAAACCAUAUAAUAAAGAGUUUUUAAUUAAACAAUUUGCACAUGCUGCUUCACAAGUCAGUGUUGAAAGAAGUAUCAAGUCAAAUGUCAAUAAACUGCAAAAAAAAUAGUAAUAAUAUUGCUGAUUAAUCUUAAAUAUUUGAAUGUAAAAUAUCAAUCUUG